Molecule: messenger RNA, 4368 nt
Organism: Lachancea lanzarotensis
Lineage: Eukaryota; Fungi; Ascomycota; Saccharomycetes; Saccharomycetales; Saccharomycetaceae
Gene: NUP170
Product: LALA0S01e06480g1_1
Exons: 1
Coding region: 1-4368 (1455 amino acids)
Biological process (GO): protein localization to nuclear inner membrane; transcription-dependent tethering of RNA polymerase II gene DNA at nuclear periphery; RNA export from nucleus
Cellular component (GO): nuclear pore; nuclear pore inner ring
Molecular function (GO): structural constituent of nuclear pore
Source: RefSeq, a predicted model, not a curated record
AUGUCAAUAUACUCUACCCCGUUGAAAAGUGGGAUUGACUAUAGCAGGACAGUUGUCGGCUCCGAAAAUGGUUCGGUUUUGGGUGCAAACGGUACGACAAACGAUGUGAAGAGACCGUUGACAAACAACCAGGGUCCGAUGAUUGUGCCCAACUACGGCAUAGUGGCCCCCUCUACGGCAUCUAUGGGGCCUUCAACGGGUGAAGAUCACUUGAAAGUGACUGGGUUCGGUUCAAAACCUGCACUGGACCUCGCAAGUCAAUACAUCGACCACAUGCAGGAUCGCGAUUCGAGCACUCCAGUUUUGGACGAACGAUCAUACUACAAUAAUGGAGUCAAUUACAAUUUUAGUAAAGAAAUUGGUGGCCUGGGAGCGUUCACGCCCCUCGAACGCACACAGGUGAUCAACAUCCCAGAUGUUGUGCUUCGAGAAGCUGCCAAGGCCGAAAUGAAAAGCGAUAUGGGUAUUUUUACAGAGCUCAAUAGGUGCUGGAUCACUAUAGAUAACAGGCUGAUUUUGUGGGACUUGGAUCAUCCUUCGGAUCUCCAGUCCAUUGAUGACAUCAAACACACAAUUCUGUCAGUGGCUCUAGUGAAGCCCAAGCCGAACACAUUUGUGAACUCGGUUAGCCAUCUAUUGCUCAUUGCCACUCCUUUCGAUAUCUAUGUGCUUGCCAUUCAGUAUAACGCCAGUGCGAAUGAGGUGACCGUAUUCAACACUGGCAUGUGCGUGUCCGUGCAGGGCAUCGAUGUCAGCAUGUUCACAUCCUGCGAAAAAACGGGGCAGAUUUUUUUCGCUGGGAAAUCUAGUGGUACCAAUAUUUGGGAGCUACAAUACUCAGGAAGUGAAGAUUGGUUCAAUAGUAGAUGCAAUAAAGUAUGCCUCACCCAAUCUCUUUUGAGCAGCCUACUACCGACGAAUUUGAUAUCGAAGAUUCCAGGGAGCGGCUUAGUCCAAUCGCUUUUUGAAGAAAAUUCCAAUUACGUUGCCGAACACAUCGCACAAUUAUGCGUUGAUGAAUCAAGAGGCAUAUUGUACUCCUUGUCGAACAAGUCUGUUAUCCGUGCUUAUAAGAUUCAUGGAAAGCAUUUAGAAGGUCCUCUCACAAUUGAAGGGUCCUACAUCAAAAGAAUCAUUGGCACCACAUCUGCAAGAGGUGCCGCAAUUUUGGGUAACAAGUUUCUGAAGCUCUCUAAACUAGUUGUCGUGUCAGGAAAGGAAAAUAGCAAUCUCUUUUUGAUUGCCAUCACAGUUGGUGGUGUACGCAUUUAUUUCAAUGGUUCCACUACCCAGACGCAUUUGGAAGCUUUGAGAUUGGAGUCGGUGAAAUUUCCACCCAGUUCAGUAACGCCCGAGGCCUUCGAACAGGAACUGCAACAACAGCAACAAAAGAAAAAUGUGCCGUUUUAUUCCUCACUAGCAAGCUCCGAGUCGGUUAUGCUUAAAUUUCAAAAGAAAUCUUCGGUUUUGCUCGAAACGACAAAAGCGAGCACUAUCAUUUCGCCAGGUAUUUUUUUCGCACCUGUUCACAAAGUCCCGCAGCUCGAUAGUAGUGUAGCUCCACAGGAUCAAAGUAUUGACCACCAGCAGCCCUCGAAACCUUCGGUGCAUUGGCAAAAUGGAGAAGCUGCGGCGAAUACACAACUCACCGCACGUAGCAAUCAAACACAGCAUAAACUCUAUGUGUCAAUUCCAGAUUACGGUAUUUUAAAGAAACAUGGGAAGUACAUUGAGAACUCUGUACUUUUGGACACCAAGGGCAUUGUGAGACAUAUCGCCCCUAUUUCACCACUGUUCAAUGCUACUGACAAGCCAGAAGGCUACGCUAACGAAUUUGCUACUCAGUAUACCUCAUCGGAAUUCAAAGUGGCAGUUUUAACGAGCUCGACCGUCGAGAUUUACAGAUACAGGAACCCGGAUGCCGUUUUCGAGUCAUUGAUCGAGAACCCGCUACCAUUUGUAUUGAACUACGGCUUGAGUGAGGCUUGCUCAACGGCACUUUUUGUUACAUGCAAAUUUAACAAAUCAGAGGCUCUGAGAUCGAAGGCACUCACUUUCUUCACUGUAGGCUUACCAGGGGUCGCAGAUAUCAAGCCCAGGUAUAGUUCAUAUGCUUCUUCGGCAUUUAUGCCAAAAGCACCAAUGAUGUCGACACCUCAGAGACUGGUUGAUAGCGAAAAGGCAGGAUUUGGUUUCAACUCAGCUGAAGAGAGUUACAAUUUGGACGACGUGAUAUUGUCUCCACGGUUUUACGGUAUAGCCCUUUUCAUUUCGAGAUUAUUCCGGGACAUAUGGGACAGACCGAUCUUUGACAAAAACAAUGCUGCGAGAUAUGAUUUUCAAUCUAAGUUAGUGGAAAGCUCUCUGAGUGGAGAGAACCUCAUAGACUCGAUCUCCGUGAAAAAGUCGGACAUCGAUUAUUACUUAUCAUCCGUCAUGAUUCUGAAUGAUUUUUUUGACACUUAUGGUAGCACGUUAUCGAGUAUUAGCAUUCCUUCUUUCCAGACUACCAAGAAUGUUGAUCGAUAUGAAGAGGUGGCCUACCAAGCGGAAAACAUUGCCAUCAAUUCUCUGAUUAAAUUAAUCCAGUCAAUGAAAGAAGCGUUUUCGUUCUUAAACGUCUUGUUCGAAGAAAGUGAUAUUGAAGGGUUUGAGGGCCAAUACGUUGCCUUCAAAGAUAUCAUGAGGUUCUUGAAUUUGAACACUCAGACUGAUCUCUCUGCACUCAAGUACAAAGAGAUUUUCGCUCCAAAUGAGAAAACCCAGAAUCUUCUACGUGAGAUUUUGUCAUCGAUAAUCAACAGAAACAUCUCUAGAGGCGGGUCCAUCGAAUAUAUUGCAACUGCAUUACAGGAAAGAUGUGGUUCCUUUUGUUCUAGUAGCGAUAUACUUGGGUUCCGUGCGGUCGAACACUUGAGAAAAGCAAAAGAGGUUGGCCUCAGAGACUACGAGACCUCAAAUUAUCAUUUGACAACUGCUAUCAAGCUAUUCGAAAAGAUUGUGGAUAGCAUAUCAAUUGAAAGACUCAAAGAAGCGGUAUCGACAAUGAUCGAUUUGAACUAUUAUCCUGGCACUAUCAAAUUUUUACUCAACAUCGCAAAUCUAAUGGAUAAGGGCAAGUUAGCGUAUCAAUAUGUUGAUAAUGGUUACUUGGAACAGGAUUCAAGAAAACCGUUUUAUGAGAAGCGCGUCCUUGCCUACGAACUCGUUUUCGAGACCUUGGUGAAGGUGGACGAAAAGGUCGCCGGUGCCAUUGCGACAGGUGUGACGGCAAUGAACAAUAUCGAAGAACUCACCAAGUUGAAGGAAGAAAGUUACAAAACAGCCCUGAAGUAUAAUGACAAAUUGUUCCAUUAUCAGUUGUACGAUUGGCUUGUUUCUCAGAACUGUCAAGACAAACUUCUACAACUGGACACGGAUUUCAUUCUAAUGUAUCUACAAGAGCAUUCACAGAACUCGUUGGAAAUAUCAAACUUACUGUGGGUUUACGAAUCCAAGAGAUCUCACUUCUUCCCAGCUGCACAAAUAUUAUAUUCGCUAGCUAUUUCUGAGUUUGAAAUCUCUUUGGGCCAACGCAUUGAAUUCCUUUCAAGGGCGAAUGGGUUCUGCAACAGUAUGUGUCCGCCCAGCGAGCGUCAACAAAUGAUUCAAUUAGGUGGUAUGAUUCAAGAGAUAUUUGAUGUUGCCAGUGUACAGGACGAUAUUCUGGCAUUGGUUAGAAAUGAUAUCAGAAUUGCCAAGGAUACCAAGGAGGAUCUUGUAAACCAGUUAGACGGAAAAGUGUUACCUGUGAGCGACUUAUUCAACGACUACGCAGAUCCUCUAGAGUAUUAUGAAGUUUGCUUGGCAAUAUUCAGAAUUUCGGAGUUCAGAAACAACGAAGAAAUUCUCUCCAGGUGGACGGAACUAUUCAAUUCUUUGAAAAGAGAGUUGACCCAAGAAGGCUCUGUGGAUGACUCCGUCAGUUUCAUCAAUCUUCUAAAAACCGUUGUGGUGCGCGUUGGCAGAAACGUAAGAACAUCUGAAUUUGUGUUCCCGGUUGCUGACUUGUUUCCUAUGAUAUGCGAUUUGUUCCACGAAAACUUGCCACCAAAGCAUAUCAAAGAUGGGUCCAUAACUUCAAUUUUCAUUUCAGCAGGUGUUUCAUUUGAUAAAAUGUACUAUAUGCUCAAGAACUUGAUAGAAACAUCGGACUCGGUAAACAAUAUCUACAAGAAAGAGAUGGUAUGGCUUAUCAAAGAAUGGUACGAGUCUGACACCAAAUUGAGAGACUUGAUCUCUUUUGAUGAUGUUCGCACCUUGGACAACUAUAGCAUAGAAACUGAUCCAAUUCAAAUUCAAAUGACAAAAACAGGUACAAGCAUUUAA